AUUUGGCAAGAGCCGUGUAUAGCUUUCAAUCUGGCCAAACUCCCAAAUUCUUGUAAUUUGUACAGAUGUACUGCUAGCUAACUCCUGUAUGUAAUUAAUUUCUGUCACAAUAACACAGAUUAUACAUCAGUUUUGAGUUUAUCAUUCAAAAUGGUAAAGAACUUGUCACUUUCUUGAACUUGGAAAAGUGCAUCGCAAAAUCCGUGUUUCAAACUUAUUUUUCCUUCUUGAUUUUGUGGCAGUCGUUCUGCAGGCCUCCUAGCAGUGACAUGUUAUUGUUAAACUGAUCUUUCGCGUUCCACUUUUAUAUAAGGGUGCUCUAAGCACCCAACUUUCAUCCCUUCAAGCGAGUUUAGAAACUUCCUGUCUGUGUAGGCACUCAAAACACUAUGGCAUUCUCUAUUAGUCGCUUUGGAUCACAAUUGAUCCUUGGAAGAUGGUUCAUGGUCUUCGGGUGUAUCCUGAUCAUGACAGUGUCAGGUACAGGAUACAUGUUUGGGCUUUAUUCAAACGACAUAAAAACCUCAAUGGGUUAUGACCAAGACACUCUAAAUCUUCUUAGCUUCUUCAAGGAUUUGGGGUCUAAUGUGGGGGUGUUAUCAGGCCUCAUCAACGAGAUCACCCCACCUUGGGUUGUCCUGUUUAUUGGAGCCCUUAUGAACUUUGGCUACUUCAUGAUCUGGCUUGCUGUCACCGGCCAUCUCAAGCGCGUUCCUGUAUGGCAAAUGUGUCUUUACAUUUGUAUAGGAGCCGACUCACAAGCCUUUGCCAACACGGGUGCUCUGGUAACUUGUGUCAAGAACUUCCCUGAAAGCCGAGGAAUAGUGCUAGGACUUUUGAAGGGCUAUGUAGGUCUAAGUAGUGCAAUCCUUGCACAACUUUACCAUGCCUUUUAUGGUAAUAAAUCUAAAGACCUUAUUUUGUUCAUCUCUUGGCUUCCUGCAGUUGUUUCCAUGAUUUUUCUUCGAACUAUAAGAGUUGUGAAGGCGGAUCAAGAUCGACAACAGAAUGAGGUUAAGGUCUUCUAUAAUCUGCUCUAUAUAUCACUCUCACUUGCAGGGUUUCUAAUGGUCUUGAUUAUAGUGCAAAAUAGUCUCUUGUUCACUAGGGCCGGUUACUAUGCAAGUGCCUUGGUUGUUAUUUUUCUUGUCUUUCUACCCCUUGUAAUUUUUGCAAAAGAAGAGUACUCCUACCUUGCAAGUCAAAGCAAAAGAAUUGAUUCACCUCUUGAAGUUGUUGCUGAACAAAGGGAAGAACAACCGCGAAUAGAACCCUCGAAUGAUGACCCAAAGGACAACCAAGGUACUUGCCUAACCAACAUAUUCAAGCCACCAAACAGAGGAGAAGACUACACCAUACUCCAAGCCCUCUUUAGUAUUGACAUGCUCAUCCUUUUUGUGGCUUCUAUUUGUGGUCUAGGCGGGACCCUAACCAUGAUUGAUAAUUUGGGCCAGAUAGGGAGUUCUUUAGGCUAUCCAACUCGAAGCAUAAACACAUUUGUCUCGCUAGUGAGCAUAUGGAACUACCUAGGUCGAGUCACUUCUGGAUUUUCAUCUGAGAUAUUUCUAAAAAAGUACAAGUUUCCAAGACCCAUGAUGAUGAGUCUAGUCCUACUUGUUUCUUGUGUGGGUCACCUUCUUAUCGCUUUUGCAGUCCCUAACUCACUCUAUAUAGCAUCAGUGAUCAUUGGGUUUUGCUUUGGGGCUCAAUGGCCUUUGGUUUAUGCUAUCAUAUCGGAGAUUUUUGGGCUCAAGUACUACGCCACACUCUACAAUUUUGGGUCCGUGGCUAGCCCAAUCGGGUCGUAUAUUUUCAAUGUGGUGGUCACAGGCAAACUUUAUGAUAGAGAGGCUUUGAAACAAUUGAAUGACAAGGGGUUGGAAAGAAAAUUAGGGGAAGAUUUGGACUGUAUUGGUGCAAACUGUUUCAAGGUUUCUUUUCUUAUUAUUAGUGGUACCACAUUGUUUGGAUGUUUGGUUUCACUUAUAUUGGUUCUUAGGACUUGGAAAUUUUAUAAAAGUGAAAUUUACCAAAAAUUUAAUGUUGACACUGAGGCAUCUGCAAAUUAGAUGCCAAUUGUUGUAAGAAAUAGUUGAGUUUUGCCUCCUACUUGUAAUAAAGAGAGAGAGCUAGAGAGAGUAGUCUAACUAAUCAGCACAAAAUCAUCAAUUAGUUUUGAAUGUCAACGCAUAAAACAUAUCACAUAGACACAUCCGUCUUAUGGUAUCUUUCAGACCACAUUAUAAAUUUUUUUUAUCAAAGACAAUCAAGUGUUACUUUCCGGCGUUGACUCUAUUUUUCCCGAUGUUGACCACGAGUGUGCGAGU
Chenopodium quinoa (quinoa) is the source of this 2327-nucleotide messenger RNA. Its product is annotated as protein NUCLEAR FUSION DEFECTIVE 4-like. The transcript has a single exon. NCBI's taxonomy places the organism in Eukaryota, Viridiplantae, Streptophyta, Magnoliopsida, Caryophyllales, Amaranthaceae. Gene Ontology annotation, cellular component: membrane. The coding region runs from base 390 to 2069 and encodes 559 amino acids. The record is from RefSeq and is a predicted model, not a curated record.